Messenger RNA from Lathyrus oleraceus (garden pea), 1461 nucleotides. RefSeq lists its product as uncharacterized. The coding region runs from base 1 to 1461 and encodes 486 amino acids. The transcript has 4 exons. The record is from RefSeq and is a predicted model, not a curated record. NCBI's taxonomy places the organism in Eukaryota, Viridiplantae, Streptophyta, Magnoliopsida, Fabales, Fabaceae.
AUGGGCAUCCCUGAUGAUGAGAUUCUGAAUGUUGCUCCACUCUCUGUUAUUCCUGGUGCGGACAUUGAUUUGAACCAACCCAUCUCCAUUGAUGCCUCCGCUGCAUGCUCCAAUCAAGGUAACACCUCUAGUAUCCCUUCUGGUUCAACUCCUGCCGAUCACUCUAGGGAAGAUAAACACUACACUAAUUGUGUUAUAAGAGACAUAGUCACUAGAAUACUUAAUGAAGGUCACUCUAUGAAGGGAGUUUCUACUGCCCUGUCUCAAAUGUACCCCUCUCUUGAGAUUGAACAACAUAGUGAGAAGGAUGACGAUUCCUCCAGUUCUGAAAAGGAUUUGGCUGCUGAAGGGUUGUGCUCUCUAGGGCAAACCGUGUCUGAAAAAGGGAAAAAUGUGGCCUCUAAAACUGUCAAUGCUUCCCACUCUGAGAAGCAUGAUGAUGCAAACGUUGUGAUUGAUCUAGAGGAUGGUAGCUCUGAGGAUCAAGAGGAAAGCUUACUUCAUCACAUAAAGCCAAGUGUGGCUAAACGCAUGAAGACUCGCAAAGGAAAAUCUGUGGCUGAACUUAUGUCAUCUAGAAAAGCUAAGAAGAUUGUUGGUAUUGGUCCCUCCAAAUCUUGGAGCAAGAGAAGGGUGGUUGUGGAAAGGGAGUUAGGAAAAGAUGUUGUUGAUGUCAAGGAGGUCAUGGACCUGAUAAAAGCUGCUGGGCUAUUGAAGACUGUUGUUGGGUUCUCUCAAUGCUAUGAAGGUUUAGUGAAGGAAUUUAUUGUUAACAUUCCUAAGGACAUUUCAGAUAAGAAUAGCAAGGAAUUCUGUAAGGUGUAUGUGAGGGGCAUAAAAAUUGAGGGUGCAGGUGCAUUAGAAGUUACAGACAAUGAGGUUUGUAUAGAGAUUAUAGCUAGGCAGGUGAAAGGUUGGCCUGUUAAAAAGCACCUUCCUGCUGGGAAGUUGACUGUCAAAUAUGUUAUCCUGCAUAAAAUAGGAGCUGCUAACUGGGUCCCUACCAACCAUAUUUCCACCAUUGCUAAUACCCUUGGGAGGUUUUUUUUUGUUGUUGGAACCAAAGUGAAAUUUGACUAUGGUAGAUUUAUGUUUGAAAAAAUCAUCAAGCAUGCAUCUACUAAUGAAGUUAGGCUACCAAUUUCCUUUCCCUCUAUGAUCUGUGGAAUUAUCUUGAAUCAACACACUGCCUCAAAAGUUGGAACAAUUGCUGAGCUUAAGGAGACUUGCAAAGAGCUGGGUGAAGGGAUAAGGGUAGCCACAACUAGAAAACAAUUGUUGGAAGCCUUGAUUGCAAGCUUGGAGCAGGCUGAGGGUGAAAAUAUUAAACAUGCUAAUGCCAACCAUGAAGAAGAAGCUGAAGCCCACACCUCUAGUGAGAGGUCUGCUAACAAUGAUGAGACAAGUGAGAAUUUUGUUUCUGGUGCUGAUGAAGCUGCAAGCUCAAGCUCUAUUGAGUAG